Medioppia subpectinata is the source of this 807-nucleotide messenger RNA. Lineage: Eukaryota; Metazoa; Arthropoda; Arachnida; Sarcoptiformes; Oppiidae. The record is from the annotation of a GenBank genome assembly.
AUGUCUUCUCACAUGUUAUCGCAAACACUGUCCGCACCGUUAAUGUCGGCCCAACUCAUGGCCAGCGGUGGCCGCGGAGGGCCGGCGCCGACCUCUAUGGCCACCAACGGGUUGCCGAUGACACACAACAUGCCGAUGAUGUCCGCCACGGGUGCGACCAUUUUGAGCCAAACCCUAUCCCAACCGCCGCCACAGACAUCAUCACCACUACUACUUCCCACCGGCGGUAGUCCUCUGCAGACGUCGCUCCGACAGCCGCCGCAACCGCCCAUCACUUUCCCAUCGAUGGUCAGACCCAUGGCUACCGUUAACCACAGCCACGGCCUCAACGGCAACGAUAGUCUCCUCAGCGAUCAGCUGAUGAGAGAGUCGUCCGAAGACUCGUCGUCUCAGUCACAGCAACAGUUGAUCGGCACUAACGGAUCCAUCGGUGGCGCGGGAGUGGCCGGCGCUGGUCUCAAGAACUCAGUGUUGAUAUUAGAUAAGAAACGUCUGCAUGAGUUGGUCCAAGAGGUAGACCCGUCGGAACAGCUGGAGGAAGAAGUGGAGGACACGCUGUUGACAAUCGCUGACGAGUUCAUCGAGUCGUUGGUCUACACGUCGGCGCUGUUCGCCAAACACCGGAAGUCGACGACACUGGAUGUAAGGGAUGUCCAUUUGGCUCUGGAGAAGAACUGGCAGAUGUGGAUCCCGGGCUUCGGUGUCGACGACCACCAGCAACGACAGCACCACAAGCGUCAGGCCUUCGUCACCGAAGCCCAUAAGCAACGCCUGGCGUUGAUUAAGAAGACGAUGAAGAAGUUGUGA